This is a messenger RNA of Plasmopara halstedii, 1122 nucleotides long. RefSeq lists its product as uncharacterized. The coding region runs from base 1 to 1122 and encodes 373 amino acids. The record is from RefSeq and is a predicted model, not a curated record. The transcript has a single exon. Lineage: Eukaryota; Oomycota; Peronosporomycetes; Peronosporales; Peronosporaceae.
AUGGAACACAACAUAUCGAGUGCUUGCAACAGUGACCUUGUGCGGAGUCAACCCUCAUACGAUCAAAAUGAGCAUCCAUUUCCGUAUACUCGCUCCAAGACUAGAUGGCGUAAACGUCCAAACGAUGAACUUAAGUACUUAAAAGAUGAAAUUGCUGUGCUUGAGAGUUUACUUGAGACUUUAAGCCAUCCGGGCUCUAAAUCAAAGUUGUUGAGCACUGGUGAAGGCGGUAAAGGGAAGAAAGAACUUGAAAUGCUUCAAAAAGUUUCGGAGGCGAGUCAUGAGCGAAAGUUAGCGGCUGCUUAUGCAGAAAAUCGUCGACUGAAGAAUAUGGUUGCGAGUUAUUUUUAUGUGGCCAAGGCUCUACAAAACGCGCUUGACGAAAAUAUGCGAUUACGAGCACGUAAAGUUUGCUGGCCUAAUAGUACCGCUGCAUCAGAUGAGUUGGUGUUUGCUUUGUUGGACGAAGAGAAGGAAUUGCAGUACGCAGCUGUAGAUAAGGUUUUGGACGCAAGCGGCAUUGCACGAAUCUAUCAUCCGUACUCUGCAAAGCUUGAAUUUCAUCGGGACGCAGAAGGCGUAUAUUUCCAACAUAAUGACGUUCGUGUGCUCCCGUUUUCCGUGGAAGACGUUGUUAGUGCUUUGCGCCACAGUCUAUCGCAUGGAGCAAAUGUUGGUCCGUCUCAUCACUGCCAGAAAUUCUACACACAGGAUGCAUUUUCGCAAGUUGUUACACUAGAUAGAGUGGAAGUUCCGGGCUCACUCCCAGCGCAAGUUACUGCGCGACAUUUGUUAUGGUUUGUCGUCACACCCUUCCGGACAGUCAUUAACUGGUCAAGUUUUAAUGAGUACGCCGGGGCGAAACACAUACGACUUCUAAAACGAUUGUGGCACUCUGUCGAGCCCAUGACUUUGGAUGGCAGCCCUAGAGGACAAGGUUGUAUUUUACGCACAGUUGUUCGCUUUACACCUGUGGACCCGGAGAUUAAUCUGAAGGACAUUGAAGAGAUGGCAGAUGUAAUUAUCUCGUGCUACAAUCGCGACUCGUUUCGAGUUGUGAUGGCUGUAAGAGCGCAGCUUGCAGCUAUAGCUGCAGCAAGAGAUCGAGGAACUAUUUUGUAA